AUGCCCUCUACCUUGCAUCCUUGCCUCAAGCGGGGACUGGACUUGACAGCCUCGUCCAUCGACCCCAGCGAUCUCGUCCAAGACCGGCCCGCCGAACACCACGAUGCACAGCUCCGUUCGGCAAAGCGGCGCCGGAUCGAGGCCAUAGCGCGCCAGUGCCUGCGUGGGAACCCCCCCAUCAUACUUACGGCAAGCCUCAAGGGCCCCUUCACGAGCGAUUGGAAGAAUCCGUGGGCGAGAGACGUAAAGGCGAGAGCGGAUGGACAAGGCAAGAGCGGGAACGAACCAUCGGUGGGGCAAGCGAAAAGACGAUCAAAGGCGUCGCACGCGGCUUCCCCUGAGGCCUCUAGGGCGGUUGGACACACGGAGGAGCACACGUACAGCCAGCCCGAAUUCGAACCGCUACCUGCUACCGCCCCUCUGCCAGACGAGGACGACUUGUCCGGUGCGACUGACUUCUUCAGCGUCGAGACCGAACAGUUCAUCGCCAACCACAGCCCUGCGAAUCCCUUCUGGCUGCGCCGUCCUGCUGCCUCCAUGACCUUGCCGGAGAACAGCCAGAUCGACAAAUCUCCAACACGACAGCGCAGAACCCAUGCAUGCAACACUCGGCAAAGCCUGCAGCUCGCGCUUCCCGGAGAACCCUUGGGGGGUCGACCACUGCCCAUUCGUGCAACACCUCCAGACGAAUUGCGGUCCAGCGCCUCCGCAUCAAUGGAUAUUUCGUCACUCCCAACAAAAUCAGCCACGACUGUGAAACAAUAUACAAUAGUCCAGGAUUCGUCACACACAACAUCAUCUUCGGACGCCCCGGAUUCCUCUAGGCUUCGAGCAGACUCGGCGCAGGAAGACGAAGCUCGCAGUAGUCAGGCUGCUCAAAACGCGCAGACAACACCCACUGUCAUUUCCUUGCAAGCACGUGUAGCACAGCCGCCGUUGGCUCAGUCCUUCGAAUCUCUCGUUCCAGCAACCACGUACAAGAUGCCGGCUACAGUCCAGGUACCACAGUCAAGCCCAACGCGUGGCGCUGCAGGAAUGGGAAGUCAGUCACCCAGGGACAACGUACAAAGAUCUGCUGAACGACUCGCCAGUGAGAAGCCUAUGCCAGCCACAAGACGCCGACCAUCGUCAGCAACUCACACAACAGAGUAUGACAUAUCUAACAAGCUGCGCCACAACCUGGUCGCUUCUCCGGCGCCGGCUUCUUCCACUGGUUUCCUAUACCGAAGAGUCGGGAACCCAAGGGGAGAAGGCAGCAAUGCACCGAAGGCGAAACCGCGCACUGUUAACUUCAGCUCGUCACCAAUGCCUAGGAAGAAGGACGGCGGUCCAACCUGCGUACGUCCAGAGCCAGUAGCUCUUGUGGUCGAGACUGGCGCAUCUGAGAUUGCAGUACCGCAUGCUGUCGCUGAGGCAGCUGAUGGGAGCGUCGUCUUGGUCGACAAUGAGGAAGUUGCAGAGAUCCAAGACAUACAGCAAGAGUCGCACCGGUCCAAGCAAUCGCAGUACUCUACGCAAGCCGCAAUGCUUUUGGCACAGCUUGAAUUUCAAGAGGACUCAUCGCAGUCUUCAACCUCGUCCACGACCCUUCGACCGUGGUCCCAGCCGGCACAGAACACACCACCGCCGCUUCUGCUCCAACCCAGUCCCGCAAUCACGCCUUUGUCAGUCUUCAAUGCUCGUUUGGACGAGUCCUUUUGCGGUUUGGUAGGGGGCAGUGAGCACCGUGGGCCACCGGUUAGUACACAAGACUUGUUCAACGCCGCGUCUCCCUUUGCCUUCAGUACAGUAAAGAAGGGCAGCGAGCGACCACGGCGAAGUAGCCUGCGGUUUGCUUUGGCCUCCAAGUCCACCGAGAGCACCACCGCAAAGAGCCCCACACCAUCGGUCGGGCGAGUGCCACUCAAGCAGAAGAACUCGCCUACACCGCGGAGCUUCGCCCAGGAGAAGUCGUCCUUGUAUGUGUCCAAGCUCGCAUCUCAAUCACCUCAACGCACUGCAAAUGAGGUAAAGCUGCCUCAGCUUGACUUGCACACCUCACUAGACUUCGGGCCGAAUACCGACUUUACAGAGCGUUUCCUAAACGGCCUAGAUGAUGAACCCUGA
Messenger RNA from Ascochyta rabiei, 2106 nucleotides. RefSeq lists its product as uncharacterized. The record is from RefSeq and is a predicted model, not a curated record. Lineage: Eukaryota; Fungi; Ascomycota; Dothideomycetes; Pleosporales; Didymellaceae. The transcript has a single exon. The coding region runs from base 1 to 2106 and encodes 701 amino acids.